Molecule: messenger RNA, 3676 nt
Organism: Sebastes umbrosus (honeycomb rockfish)
Lineage: Eukaryota; Metazoa; Chordata; Actinopteri; Perciformes; Sebastidae
Gene: cobll1a
Product: cordon-bleu WH2 repeat protein-like 1a
Exons: 10
Coding region: 696-2951 (751 amino acids)
Molecular function (GO): actin monomer binding
Source: RefSeq, a predicted model, not a curated record
UGGCGGCAGCGGCUGUUGUCAAAAUAACACUAGAGUUUCAUCUCUUUGCCUUUAUACUUUUGAUGUCACCACAGACUGCAUUCACAAUACUGCAAAUAUUUAAAUAUUGCAGUACUUUCAUCAGUGGACCAUAAGCUCAAUCACUAUUGUGUUACCUCCUUCAGCGAUAGAUAGUGACUAAACAGACAUUUAUUUAUAUGAAAAUAGUCGCUUUAAGUUUUGUUGUGUUGUCCUCAGUGACCUCCUCACGUGAGCGCGCGGAUCAGUGGCACGCGCGUGUUGAGGGACAGAUACACACAGCUGUUUUGCUGGCACGCUCCGGUGAGCUGCGACAGGAGGGCGUCGGCUUUAAUCACACUGCGUAAAGAGCUCCUGUAGUGAUAGAGAACUACAGGGGGUCAAAGGUGAACACACAGAGAGAGAGAGAGAGAGAGAGAGAGAGAGGAGGUUAAAUUCCUGGAGGGAGUCAUCGAGGAGUCGGACAGUCGGUGGAAGUCGUUCCAGAAUUUUCGGUGGAACUCAGCAAAGUUGCAAACGUUCCAUUUGAGGUUCUAAUUCAGCUUUUUGCGACACUUUGGUUACUUUUUUCGUGAGGAAAUAGUUCCUUGAGGAAGAGGCUUUUCAGGCGGCUUACCUGACGUUGGGAACAAUAUCAGAUCUGGAGAGGAUUUUGAGUUCCGUUGAGCUCCAUUGAGAUGGAUGAGCAGGUGAAUCCACUGGAGAGAGACCACUCUCUGUCUGUGGUUCUGCCAGGGGGGCUGGAGAAGAACGCCACGGUGCAUGGAAGCAAACCAGUGAUGGAUUUACUGGUGACUCUUUGUGCAAGUUACCAUCUGAAUCCGUCCGACUACACCGUCGAGGUUCUGUCUCCCAACAAGAACAACAUCAGCUUCAAACCCAACUCUCUUAUCGGCUCACUGGAAGCGGACACGAUUGUGCUGAAGCCCAAAGGGACGGAGGAAAUAAAGAUCAGGAGGCCGUACAUGCCCGAGGCAUCUGUGCGUCUGUUGAUCAACUACAAUAAGUCCCAUAAGACCGUGGUGCGGGUGAAUCCCAGAGUGCCCCUUGAGAUGCUGCUGCCGGUGGUGUGUGACAAGUGUGAGUUUCAAGUAGAGACAACCGUCCUACUGAGAGACUCUCAGUCCACAGAGCCGCUGGACCUGACCAAGACCUUGAAUGAACACGGCCUGAGGGAAGUGUUCGCCAAUGACAGCGCUGCUAAAGAGCCCACUGACCACCACCACCGAGCCAAGACACCUGAAGCAGCAGCUGUCACGCCAACACAGGUCAUCACACCACCUCCACUACAAGAGCUGCCAAAGAUGGACAAGAAACAGAAGGACAACGCGGGAUUCCUCAGCUUGUUCAGGAGAAGGAAGAAAACAGCUGGAAUGGACGGAGCAGGGAGCGCGCCAGCUUCUCUGGGUCUCAGAGUGAAUGCCCCGGUAGUCUCCUCCUCUAACACUCUGCCAGCAGAAACGCCCAAGAAGAGACGAGCCCCUCAGCCACCCAUGGGUGCCUCAACGAGCCUCCCCAACAACCUCAGCAGCUGUCAUGCAGGAGGCUCACAGAUAUCUGCAGAAUCCACCUUAAGGAGAACCAAGAGGAGGGCCCCACCUCCUCCCUGUGCUAACAACCACCUGGAGCUGCAGGCAGACACACAGCUUAAAGGGACUGUAGACUCCCUGAUCACUGUGGAGGAAAGCGACGAGUCAGACUCUGUAUACCUAUCACUACCCUCAUCUUCAUCAACACGUCCAUCCACAUCCUCCUUACGUCGAUUUGCUCAUCUCCAUGAAGUGGCUGAACCAUAUCUGCCCUCGUUUCGAGGGAAAGACAUAUCCGACGCCCGCUGUGCUCUUGCUAAAGUCCUGACGUCCUCUAUUUCCAAAGGAACUCUGGUUAAGCGUUUGCGGAACUCUGCCACCUUCCCAAAAUUAUACAACGGCUCCUUCACUAUGCCGACGACUCCGAGGUGUUCAAAUAACGGGCCUUUCUGUGCAAAACCUGAAUCCUUUCGAACAUCCAACCUCGUCACUGAGCAUGAGUGGGAGGAUCCCAUACAGAGGAAGGGGAUGACCACGUUUAAAGUGGUUCCCUCGAAGACACAGAAGUCCCACGAUCCCGAACUCACCCUGGACCAGAUAGCAGUACAUGAUAACCCUGUGAGCGAAGCUUCUCCUGAGCUCGGGAGAAAGACCGAGGAGGAUCCGUGUUCUCUUGACAGAUCAGAGACAGAAACACCUUUGCAGAGUCCAGAACCCUCUUCUCAGGAGAUUCAGACUUCUCCGCCACCGGUGCUUGAUUUAGACAACCAGGGUAGUCUAGGCUCACCUCUUUCUGAGGUCGGGGACAUCGCUGAAAAGCAGAAGGAAGAGGAUGAACCUGAACCUGAAGUCCCAUCUGAGGUGACAGUGCCGUCAGAUUGCAGUGAUGGAGAACCUACCAUUGAUGGUCAGAUCAACUCAGAGGAGUGUCAAAGCCCCACUGGACAGUCCGAAAGUACAGAUGUGGACCAUUGUGGUUCAUUAACUGAUGAGGAGGAAGUGGUACCAGAAGAGGAAGAAGAGGACAACUAUUUCCCUCCCCCUCCUCCACCUGUCUUCUUUAAUGAAAACAUAGAGGUCAUGGAGGAGAAAAGAGAAGACUCUACAACUUCCUCUCCGCCUUCGUCUCAGCCACCAAGUUCCACCUCCAAUGGGCAAACUAAUGCAUUCAGCGAGGACCAUCAACAUGAGCCCACCUCAGCCAUGCAUGAUCAGCCUGCAGCUGCACCAAGACCUCCGGUCAAGAUGAGUGCCGCCCCAUCCAGAUUUGCACAGGCGGUGGCGAUGGCUGUGCAGAGGUCCCGUCUCCAUAUUGGUGGGAAAGGUUUAGGCCCUCAGGCCCCCAGCGGUCCACACAGUGCACUUCCCUCACCACCCCGGUCCACAUACCAAUACGGUGCCUGACUGGCUUCCUUGUCCUUGUUUAGGAAUCCGAGCGAGGACACCAGACCUCCAUUAACUUAAACAAAAUGUCAGCGGAAUAAUUUCCAGUUGACGAUCUAUGAUUUCUUUUUUUAUCUCUUUUCUGCCCUUGUCUCAUUUUAAGUUGGACUUUAUGUUCACAGGUUGAACAUUUUCUGUUUUUUUCUUCACUUCCUUUUUGAAAUUUCAUUGAAGAUGUGCCAAGGCGGACACGAGGCUGACGCGAGAGCUUUUUGUUUGUGUAAAACAAAGAAAAUUAUAUAUAAUAGGAUGAGUUUUCUCCCUCAGGGUGUACAUUUUUAUGCUGUAUAACAUGAAGAAUGCAGUAAAACAUUAACUCUGUUGCAGUUUGCUUUUUAUCCACCAGGUGGCAGAAGAGUAUUGUUUCUAAAAAACAAAUUGGAUCCAUUUGUGAGGUCUUUUUCAUCAUUUUUUUCUUCUGGUUGAUGCAUCAUAAGUGACACAUUUGUAUCAUUUACAAAGAAAUAUUGUUUUCAAGAGCAUGGAUUAAAUUAUAUAAAACAAUAUUUAUUUAACCUGUAUCCAUUCAAGGAUUUUCCCAGAAUAAAAAUAUUUAAUGGGAACAUGAGAAUUUCCUGUAUUCCAAGCAUAAAAAAAAAAAAAGCGAUCCUUGUUGGAAGCAUCAGUUUCAUGCCAAGCAUCUCAACACCUUCCUGAAUAAACUCAGUCCACUUUGCUCACAUGCA